Molecule: messenger RNA, 762 nt
Organism: Brassica napus (rape)
Lineage: Eukaryota; Viridiplantae; Streptophyta; Magnoliopsida; Brassicales; Brassicaceae
Product: dof zinc finger protein DOF1.3-like
Exons: 3
Coding region: 1-747 (248 amino acids)
Source: RefSeq, a predicted model, not a curated record
AUGAUCAUUCUUGAGGAGUCGACCGGAACGAACCCUCUGUUUCUCGUCCUACUUGAAGGUCAUCCUUCAGCGUCCAAGGCUUCCAUUGAUGCGGUGUUGACCGUUGAUCUCGCCGGCUGCGAAGGAAGGUGUGUGAUCUGUUCGGACGAAUGGAAGGCGGAGGAUACGCGAGGAGUCAAAAGAAACAUCCGAGACAUCGAGAUCACAACAAGUACUACAUCGGACUCUUUGGUUACUGAGAACGGUAAACAUCAAUCAAGCAAAGUGAAGAUAACUUCUGACUCUGUUUUCAAAGAUUUCAACAACUCCCAAGGAUUUCUUCCUUCGCAAGUAACAUCCCCUUUUUCGCCUCCAUGGCCUCACGGCCCUCACCAGUGUCCUCUUUACCCUACAUUCUACCACAUCCUUGUCUACUGGGGCUGCAUGGUACCAUUUUGGUAUACUCUAGAGACUUCCACGUGUCUAGGGAAAAGGACAAGAGACGAAGCUUUACAUGAUAAAGAAAACAAAGACACUUUUGUAAGAGCAAGAUUGGACUCACAAUCUCGAAGUAUUGACGUAGCUACGAAUAAUCGUGUGUUGUAUCCGGUACCGAUGAAACGCGAGAAGGCACAUCAAUUGAGUUUUUCCUCUAAUGGGUUUGAAACAAAGAGCUGCAACAAUAGAUUUGUCCCUAAGACGUAUCUAAACCUUCAAACAAACCCUGCAGAUAUGUCAAGAUCUAUUAACUUCAGGGAGAGCAUGUAAUGUUAAGCAGAUAUC